UGACGGUGAAAUCGUAGAGGGGACGACCCCUCUUGCCCUACUCCGCUGUGCGCAACGUCAUUGUGCUGUGUGGGGCCAUGAUUGUUGGAGUGUGUGUGCGUCCCUCGAGCUACGCGCAGACCUGCCCAGUAAAUACGAGGUUUCCGUUCUCUGUGCGUGUUGAAAGAGUGCGUAGUAAAGGAAGAAAAGUCUUGUCUCAUCGGCAUCCUGGAUCACCGGCGUGUCCAUCAUGCCGUUGAGUAUUGGGGUUAACUUAAGAGUGACCGGACACUGUAAUCAGGGCGGUCGUAAGUACAUGGAGGACAUGUUCAGCGUGGCUUUUCAAUCGACACCGGAUGACAAAGAUUUGGAAUAUGCCUUCUUCGGAAUAUUCGAUGGCCAUGGUGGCGGCGAAGCAGCUACUUUUGCCAAAGAACAUCUAAUGAAUGUUAUUGUAAAACAGAAGAAUUUUUGGAGUGAUCGUGACGAGGAUGUACUUCGAGCCAUCAAAGACGGAUAUGUGAACACGCACUAUGCGAUGUGGCGGGAGCUUGAUAAAUGGCCAAGAACCGCAUCCGGAUUACCAUCUACGGCUGGGACUACGGCUAGCAUAGCCUUCAUUCGUAAAGGAAAGAUUUAUUUAGGCCAUGUAGGAGAUUCUGCCAUAAUAUUGGGAUACCAAGUAGAUGGUGAUCCUCAAUGGCGAGCCGAAGCUUUAACCAAGGAUCAUAAGCCAGAAAGUGGACCAGAAAUGAUGAGAAUACGUGAAUCUGGUGGUAAAGUUGUUAGUAAAUCUGGAGUUCCAAGAGUUGUAUGGAACAGACCUCGUAUAGGACAUAAAGGACCAGUUCGAAGAUCAACUCAUAUAGAUGAAAUUCCUUUUCUUGCUGUUGCUAGAUCAUUAGGUGAUCUUUGGAGUUAUAAUUCUGAAUUAAACACAUUUGUUGUAUCUCCAGAACCAGAUGUUAAAGUAGUUGCAAUUGAUGUUGAAUCACAUCGUUGUCUUAUUUUUGGAACAGAUGGUUUAUGGAAUAUGUUAACACCUCAAACUGCAGUAGCUAUAGUUCAAGCCGCAGAUAGACAUAACGAAAAACAUCUAAUUGCUUCUCAACAAACAUGUAAUGGGCAAACUGAUAAUGUUCAACUAUGGAUAAAUCCUUCAAAAAGUUUAGUAGAUAGAGCAUUAGAAAAAUGGUCAUCAAAAAGAUUACGUGCAGAUAAUACAAGUGUAGUUACAUUGAUGUUAGAUCCACCAGGUCCAUCUCGUAGUGAGGUUCUAUUGAGUCAGAAAGAAUGUCUUGUGAUGCAUCAUACGAUCCAUACACCUACACCUGUACCUGUUGAAACUCCAGAGAGAUUGAAUUAUAAUCCAGUCUUUUUGAGUAUACCAAGACCUUCUCCCAUGAUAAAUCAUAAUGAUCUUAAAGGAUCAGAUUUCUCAGAUCAAAUUCAAGAAAAUAAAAAGGAAUCGAAUGUAGAAAAUAUUUUACUUGUAGAAAAAGUAGAAGAAAAUCAAAAUCAAGUAGAUGAAAAGCACAUGUCUAUUCAGAAAACUUUUGUAGAUGAAAAUAUUCAAGCUAUAGAAACAUCAUCCAAUAAAGUAUUAGAAAGAAGUAUAGAAGUAAAUAAUCUUGAAUCUGAAACAAUUCCAGUAGAAAAAAUCGAAAAUAUCGAAGAACAAACAAAAACAACAAAACAGGAACAUGAUGUGCUGAUUCAUGAUCUAUUAAUUUCACAAAAUUCAUCUGAAAUAGAAAAUAAAAACGAUCCUAACGUUUCAAAUGUGAUUCACCAAAGUGCAUUUUCUAAUGAUUGUAAUGGUACACAUUCUUCUGCAGUUGUUAACAACAUAGAAAAUAAUGAAACUAUUUCGGAAAAUACUGCUUGUAGAGAAAAUGAAAUAAAAACUAACAUAUUGAAUGGAUCACGUCAUAAACAAUCAACAGUGUUUUCUACAUCAAGAAAAGAAGUCCGAAGCAGAAGAAGAAGACACAGUUUAAAUACACAUUCGCGUAACACUCUCAUGGAUACGGGUUCUCUAGAAACAAAAACAUAUGUAAAUUCUAGACUUAAAUCGCGUAGUACAAAAGUGUCUGUGACAAAUAACAUGGUAGAGGAAGGUGUGAAAAACUCGGCAAAUAAAACGAGCAGUAGUGCUAUUGGUAAACGAAGACAUAGUGCAAUAUCUCAGAGUGUAAUUAACACGGUCGAAGAAUCAUGUAUAUUACAAGAACCAUGCGUUAAAAGGAGAACGCGCUCAGAGGAUCGUCCAAAUCCGGUCGAUGAGAAUGAUCCAGCAAAUCAAGCCACGAAAGAUGCGAGUGGUAAUUUAAGUUGGACUACCACAGAAUCCAAUAUUACUCGUUCUACAGCUGGUGCUACCACUGUACCUGUACAGGAAAGACUGUCUUCGCUAAAUAACUUCCAAAGAAAUUUGGGAAAGAAAGCUACACCGGUGAAGACUAUUAGAAGACCAUCUAUUAAAGGUCUGUUAAAACAGUUGUGGGCUGCUAGUCUCAGUGCAAGAGAGUGGGAUCAGGGGAGAAGUAAUCGAUCAAAUAAUUGUAACGAGCGGAGGAUAAAUCGAACUAUGUCUAUUAUAGGUUCUUCGGAUAAUACCACCGUACCGCAACGUUGGCUCAGGUCGGAUACUAUUGCGGCGACACCUGUAAAAACACUACGCUCACGUAAUGUAGAUAUAACUGGUCACACGAUAUCUGCACAAUUAGUACAUCAGUAUGGCAUAGUAAAGCAAAGUCGACUUUCUUUGCCAAGUAAAUUGAAACAGUCCAAUAAUAAUGGAUUUCUACAAUCGAGUAGAGUAAGGUCUUCGUCUUUAACAUCUAGUAUAAAACAAGCUAGCAGUAAUAAUGGAAAUGGAGCUUGUUCUACGAUUAAUCCUACCAACACGGGAUGUAACUCUAGUUCCGGAAUGGCUAAAAGAGUUAAAUCACCAUAUAACCCGAGUGCUAGAUCAUUAAGCACGCGAUCUCGCAUUAAACGCCUUGGAAAAUGAGAUAGGGUAAUGUAUAUUAAUUAUAUUACUUGUUACAUUAAACAGGGUAUUUUUUACCCUGAUCAAAUUUUUAUUUACUUCGCUUUUCAUAUUUAUGAAAAGAUACUAGUUGAAAGAAAAGCUAUUCUCGUAUUAUUGCAUUUUAUCUUGAAGCUUAAAGAUAAUGUAGAUAAGCUCAAUUGACUCAAUUUUCCAAACAUCUUGUCGGGAUUAGAUUUGCAUUUUAUGGACCAAUCAAUUUACGUAACAAAAAAUUAUCAAUUUCCGUUGUUUCCUAUUUUAGUUCUAACUUCUUCUUACAAUUUUCUUGCUAGUAAGUAAUAAAUAAUCACACGUAUUACACGAAGAUACUAUUGUAAAUAAAGCAAUAGUUUGUUAUCAAUAAAGUAGUAUCUUAAACUUCCACGGCACACUACGGGUGAAAAGUCGAUCAUAUUUUUCAUAUUUGCAUAUUUUCACGCAUUGAAGAAUAUCAAUAAUGUAGAUAUUCAUUGAAUAAUGUAAUAACGUGUUUUUUCGUGUUUCGUUCUCGAGAAAGGAAUAUAACAGAAAUAAAAUUGCAUGCUUAUUUUCCGAUUGUAGAUAAUUGAAAAUCGUGAUGAUCUUAUUGUUAUUCAUGUAUAAUUUCCCAAAUGUAACAGUAUCCUUUUAUCACCGUACAACGCAUAUUUUUUGAUUGAAAAGUUAAUAUUAUUUAUUUCGUUUUUCAAGUAUGAUUAAAAUAUUUCUCUUUCUCAAAUAACAAAUCACGAUAUUAAUUUUAUCAAUUGUUUCAUUUGAAUCUGAUUUUGUCAUCAGAAAACUAAAUACAUUUUUAUCACUUUUCACUUUCUUAAAAGUCAGUUUGACUAUAUGUAUAAGUAAUAUUGAAAGACUUCUUUUAUUUUUUAUGCUUUCUAAUAUCUGACUAGCUUAUGAAGCGUUAAUUAUAAGAGAAGAAGUUUAAAAUUAAAAAAAAAAGAAGUACAUGAACAUAUGUAUAAAAUAUGUGAGCAUGAAAAGACUUAAAAAAAAAAAAAAAAAAAAAAACAAGAGAAUGACUGUACCGACAGAGUGUGUAUGUGAUUUGUAGAAAUUAUUUCGAACAAUUCCUCAACUUGUUCGGACGAUGCGAUUUUUUAAUCGAUUUAAUAGUAUUAUUAAAUCGGUUAAAAAAACUACAUCGUCUGAAUGAGUUGUAAAAGUUACAGUCUUCUAAGAAGGAAUGAUUUUUAAACGGAUUAACAAGUCGUUAAAGAGAAAAUAUGACUUGUUAGAAUUAAAAAUUAAAAUAUCUAGUACGUAGGUACGUAAUCAUCUGCUUUGGCCGAGUGAGUAGCUGUUCAAAAUUCAUUCGAUA
Molecule: messenger RNA, 4334 nt
Organism: Apis florea (little honeybee)
Lineage: Eukaryota; Metazoa; Arthropoda; Insecta; Hymenoptera; Apidae
Gene: Pp2C1
Product: protein phosphatase 2C
Biological process (GO): protein dephosphorylation
Molecular function (GO): protein serine/threonine phosphatase activity; cation binding
Source: RefSeq, a predicted model, not a curated record